GCUGAAGGACGGCUCAGUCUGGAGAAGCUCACGCCCGGACGGGGUGGAGACAGCCCAAGGGGCGCCAGACCCGAUCUUGGAGGAAAGUCCGAGUUUUCGAAAUGGGCUGGGAUGAAGGAGUGAGCCCGCCUAGUGCCACCGUGUCUCUUGAGCGGGAGCGGGGUAUAUGAGUGGGGUUCGGGACCCAAGUCCGUGUUUGUGACUACAGGCCUUUUGGUAUUGUUACUGUAGUCCCCCAACGCAGGGGCCCGGUCGCCCCGCGGGCCAGGGGAGAACGGCGCAACGUCAGUCCACCCGGGGUGCGUUCGCAUCAUCAUCCUGCUCUGGCUCCUCUUCUCUCCAGACCAGACCAGCUCCUCCCAGGCCUGGAUCUGCACCCUCUCGGCCCCGCGGAAUUUGGACUUCCACACCCCCACCCACCGCAUGUGGCUCUUGGAGAAAGCUGGCUGCAGGGUAAGGACCGCGGAGCCCAGGGCUUGGUGGGCGCCCUCCAGCCUCUUCUCUAAGCGCCGCUCCCAGGGCCCGCGCGCGCGCGCCUGCCCCAACGUCCUCACCCCCGACCGCAUCCCGCAGUUUUUCAUCCCGCCGCGGCUUCCAGACCCGGGCGCGGCCGAGGCCCUGGCCGGGCGCUGCCUCCCCUCGGUCUGUUCGCUGCCACACCUGGCGGGCCGCGAAGGCUGGGCCUUCCUGCCCGAGAGCCCGCAUACACGCCGGCGGGAGUCACUGUUCCACCCCCCGCAGCCCGCCCCCGCCGGGGGCUUUCCGCCGACCCAGGCCCGGCUGCACGCCUCCGCGCCGGACCUGCGCCUGUGCAGGGCCCCCGACAGCGACACGGCGUCGUCGCCGGAUUCUUCACCCUUCGGCUCGCCGCGGCCAGGCCCCGGCCGGCGACGGCCGCCCCGGCCGCACUCGCUGUCCCCGGAGGAGGCGAGCUCCGCCGACACCAGCCCGUACGCCCCGCGCCGCGCGGGGCCGCCCACGCCGCCGCUCUUCCACCUCGACUUCUUGUGCCGCCAGCUGCAGCCAACCAAGGAGAGCGUACUGCGUCUGGGGCCCCGCGGCGGGCAGCUGCGGCUCUCUGCGGAGUACCAGGCCGGGCCCCGCAGGCUGCGGCUGCGGCUGGUGAGCGCCGAGGGCCUGCCCAGGCCGCGGGUCGGCGCGGGCAGCGGCGGCGGCGGCUGCUGCGUGGUGCUGAGGCUGCGGCCGCGCGUCCGGCCGCGGGGCCAGCGGAGCCGCGCGGUCAAAUGCAGUGCCAACCCCAUCUUCAACGAGGACUUCUUUUUCGACGGCCUGGGCCCUCCGGACCUUGCAGCGCGCAGUCUGAGAGCCAAAGUGCUGGACCGGGGAGCGGGACUCCGCAGGGACGAGCUGCUGGGGGAGUGCGAGGCGCCCCUUACUGCCCUGCUGCCUCCCCUGGGUGGGGGGCCAGGGCCGGGGGCUUCCUCAGCGCCUGCGCAUCUCAGCCUGUAGACGAGACAGUCUACCUUAAGAGAUCACUGGCUCUGCAGUCUUCAUCCUUUCCCCCUGCCCAGCUUGUAUCGGCACCCUACGCUCUGCGAUCUGCAGCCUACCCUCUUCCCCUGCCCUGGCCAUCCGAGGGAUGGAAGCAGCUCAUUCACAUUGUCUGAGUUAGAGCACACUUUUAAGGAGUGGUUCUCAAACCUGAAGGGCCGUCAGAAUAACCAGACAAUGGAAAUCCUGGAUGAGCUUGUUAAACAUGCAGAAUCCUGGGGUCCAUCCCCAAGAUACCCUGGAUGCUAGUCCAGUAGGUCUAGGCUGGGUAGGUCCUAGGGUCCCUGUCCCACAAGGCGUCCCUGUCCACCUCUUCAGGAGACCCUCCAAUCACUGAGUCACUCCAGAAAAGGCUCUGUGACUGAAGCCAAUGGAAGCCUUCCCCUGAGGUUGUUUUUAGGAUGCACUUCCCCCCACCUAUCCACCUCCCUACUCACGCUCACAUCUGCCCUGACAGGAUGAAAUUUCUGUGCCUUGGGAGAGGGUCAGGGGUUGUCAGAUUAGCCCAUGGUGCCUCUAGGUGUCCUCGCUAUCCCUUCUACGCUUGUGCACCCUAGGAGGCAAAGCUGGAGCCAAGAGCCAGAGCGGCAUUUGGUACUGAACGACCUAGAUAUAAAGUCCCAGGGAUGGAGAUCUCUGGGGAGGAGGGGGGUCCUACCACAGUGUGAGAGCUGUUAUCAGAGAGGCCCAGAAAAGGCUAUCCUGGUGAGUAGGGGGAAGGUAUGGAAGGCAGAUAAAUGUAGGUCAGAUUAUAUUUACCUGAAUGUCCCUGACGUCAACAGUGACCUUCUCUCUCUCUACCUUCCUUGGAGCUGAUUCCUCUUGGCUCAGGCCAAGCUUGGA
Molecule: messenger RNA, 2355 nt
Organism: Manis javanica (Malayan pangolin)
Lineage: Eukaryota; Metazoa; Chordata; Mammalia; Pholidota; Manidae
Gene: C2CD4D
Product: C2 calcium dependent domain containing 4D
Source: RefSeq, a predicted model, not a curated record